Molecule: messenger RNA, 961 nt
Organism: Ruditapes philippinarum (Manila clam)
Lineage: Eukaryota; Metazoa; Mollusca; Bivalvia; Venerida; Veneridae
Product: histone deacetylase complex subunit SAP18-like
Exons: 3
Coding region: 79-552 (157 amino acids)
Biological process (GO): negative regulation of DNA-templated transcription
Cellular component (GO): nucleus
Molecular function (GO): transcription factor binding; transcription corepressor activity
Source: RefSeq, a predicted model, not a curated record
AAUUUCAAAAUAACAGAACAUAUUCACAAGGAAUACAAUCAAGACGACCGUAAAGCCCCCCAAAAAAAAACAAUCGCAAUGGCACUGGAAUCAACUGUGCAAUUACAACAGAACGACAGAGAAAAGACGCCUGAAAAGCCAGUUGAUAGAGAAAAGACCUGCCCACUUCUUUUGAGAGUGUUCUACAACACUGGAAGACAUAGUCCACUAAAUGAGUAUGCUAGAGGAAAUGUUCCAUCAAAUGAACUUCAGAUAUAUACCUGGUUGGAUGCAUCACUUAAAGAGCUGACCAGUUUGGUUAAAGAAGUGAAUCCUGAUGCACGCAGAAAAGGAACUUUCUUUGACUUCUCAAUCGUAUACCCAGACUCGAGAGCCCCAACCUAUAGAAUGAGAGAAAUUGGCACAACUUGCUCAGGACAUAGAGGAGCUGAUGAUACUGUUAGUUUAGCAUCAAAGAAAUUUGUGAUCGGAGAUUAUAUUGACAUUGCCAUAACACCACCUAGAGGACCAAUGCGACCAGGAAAUAUGGGGAGACGUGCAAGACCAUACUGAUUCAUUCAUUGUCAAGUUUCAUUUCUGUACAGUAUAUUUCUUUCAUAACAUAGGUCAUUAUAACUUUAUUUUUAUGUUUUUUACAUGUUACUUACUGAAAUUAAGUCAAAUAACACACAUGUGUAGUAAUUUGUAUGAGUAAUGUUUGCAGCAAACUAAUGGGAUUCUGUAUGUGAAAAUUAUGAUUUGUGAUAAGCAAUCUUGUUUUAUUCAAGAUAACUUAAUUAUGUUAUUUCAGAUGUUCAUUUCAAAAGUUUUAUUGAUGAUGUCUUAACCAUACGCCUUUAGAGAUCUUUUGAAAUAGAUAUAUGUUCACCUUUUUGCAAAGCUUGUUUUAAAAUUUAAUACAUGUAUGUACAAUCAUGGUAAUUGUAAACAAAAAAUAUGGAAAUAAAAUUAUAGAAAAUUA